AUGAACACCUCCCAUGGCAAGCGAAAGCGAACAUUCAAACUGAGCCUGAGCCUAUUACAUUUCACCACACUUCCAGAUUACCGACAAAAGGAAAAGACGGUAAAGCUAGGUCUCCAUGAGGAUCUCAUUAUUAGUGAAGCCGCGGUACUUGAUUAUCACAAUCGAUCCAUUGCGCACCUAAGACUUCUUGCUGACGAGCCGGAUGCUAUUAUGGAUGAGAAUCUUCUUGCGGCGGCAGUGGUCCUGAGAUUCUACGAGGAAUUAGACGCUCCGUUCAUUGACCUCCCAACUGGCGCCGCUACUCGCGGUCUUCAAGUUUUUAUCGAAGCGCAAGCAAGUUUAGCAUUAACGUCUAUGGGACUCCGACAUGCGGCAUUUUGGAUCGGCUUUCGCCAGGAAUUUCAUAUGGCUUUUUCUCAACAGCGACCAUUUCGUCUCUCACUCGACAUAUGCGAAAGCUACCUUUCCUGGGAUACCGCGCCUGAUCAUAUCUCGGUGAACCGGCUCCUCAUUAUCGCUGCACAUUUCCUUCAAUACUGCUAUGGCGAUCAAGACCAUACCACACACUCUCGCUACGAAGAACUUGUUUCACUUCAUCACCGCUGGUUGGAAGAGCGACCCCUCUCUUUCUUUCCCGUGUAUUCCGAUGCCCCGAAUAAGGAUAAAGGUGAAAUUUUCCCUCGAAAAUGGUACCUGGAUAAUUGCCAUAUUCUUGCCGAACAGACUGCUGGCCUUAUAACCAUAUUAUUAACGGCUUAUGAUCCAACCAUUGCCAGGGUUGGACCAGGCCAGAGACGCGCUAUGGAAUCAAUCGAUGCUAAGCUCAGGUUAACUGUGUUGGACAUUUGCGGAAUUGCGAUUUCGAAUCGCCAGGAGCCAACUGCUCUUCUUACUGCAUCGAUUGCCAUUGCUAUCUGCGGAGAUCGCUUCUCCGACCUCACUGAGCAGCAAGCCUUGAUGGACGUUGUGAUGAAUACGGUCCGUUAUAACAAUUAUUGGCCAUCGACGGCCCUUGGGGCCAAAUUGCGAAAGGCCUGGGACUGGUAG
This is a messenger RNA of Penicillium manginii, 1047 nucleotides long. RefSeq lists its product as uncharacterized. Bases 1 to 1047 code for a protein of 348 amino acids. The transcript is spliced from 3 exons. Lineage: Eukaryota; Fungi; Ascomycota; Eurotiomycetes; Eurotiales; Aspergillaceae. The record is from RefSeq and is a predicted model, not a curated record.